Eruca vesicaria subsp. sativa (arugula) is the source of this 297-nucleotide messenger RNA. The record is from the annotation of a GenBank genome assembly. NCBI's taxonomy places the organism in Eukaryota, Viridiplantae, Streptophyta, Magnoliopsida, Brassicales, Brassicaceae.
AUGGUGAUGAUGCCAUCGUUGUCCGACCUUGCUGUAGCAAUAAACCACAAAAGAAACAUCACAACCAAUCCUGAAAGCUCUCUAACUUUCAACUCCAAUGGGAGCUCUGUUUCUGCUGCAUCAAUGAAGAAGAGGCAUCAUGGAGAAAGUGUCGGUGUUGGGUAUGAAGAGAGUUGGAUUCUGCCUAGAGACCCAUUUAUCUUUAUAGAAAAGAAAGAUUACAGUACAUCUUUUGGUUUGUUGCCUUUUCUUUGUGUGAAGUUGCUUGGUAAAGAAGACACAGGGGAAAGAGCUUGA